ACUCGUGCCGGACCCCUCGCGACUAGAAGCACUCCUACGUGACUGUAAUAAAAACAUAAUGUCAAAUUUAUCUAUACUUCUCGUAGCGCUUCACUGUACUGUAUACAUUUAUUCUAAAAUCAGCGGCGUGGAUUCAAGACCGCCAGACUACGAACCGACCGGACCGUUCACCGACGACGCCACAGAAGCGACAAGAGCUGUGAGCGAAUAUAAAGAAAACCUUCAAAGACAAGUCGUGCCCAUUUUGAAGAGAAAGUUCAACCGUCUUCCAGGCGUAUGCAGACGUCUGAAAAGGAGGAGGAUAACCAUUCUGUGUAACACAGCAAAGUUCUGUUCUGCGAUGACACGUUCUCAGCAUGGCCACAUCUGCUCCUGUCCAAAAGGAUCAAAGUGCACUCAUUUCUUUUUAUGGAGUUUGUGACCCUCUUUUUUUUUAAACUUUCAUCACACAGUACAUCAUUUUCCAUCAUGACAGAAUCAUGCGACACCAGACAAACUAGGGCAGACCAUUGCUUUUUCCCCAUUUAUUCCUCAGUUCAUCAUCAACACAGGACAGGAAAUGUCACUCGUCUUUCAUAAAAAUACACCUUUUACAUUUUAAGUAGAUCAUUAAAAUCAGUUAUGGGACAGUUGAAUCAAAUUCACAUGGUUUUCUUUUAAACUUGUGGAGUUAAAAAAACAACAAAAAAACAAAACACACCAAUCAGCCUUAAUAAAAAGGCAUUAUUCUGUCAAACCAAUCAUAAUGUAAAUAAACUUAUGGGGAAAAGAUAGAAAUGUACCUCUGUACCCAAAACCAGGAGAGUAAAGUCUUUCUGAAGAUGAUGGCACAGAAUAUCACCUUCAAUAAACAAGAUGCAGAUCCAAUAUUGAAUUUUGCUGUGAAGUGCUUGCAAAAUAAAGAAACAAAAAUAAUAAAAAUAUAAAAAGGUGGGUUGAUUUCAGUAC
Onychostoma macrolepis is the source of this 948-nucleotide messenger RNA. RefSeq lists its product as uncharacterized. Lineage: Eukaryota; Metazoa; Chordata; Actinopteri; Cypriniformes; Cyprinidae. The transcript is spliced from 3 exons. The coding region runs from base 59 to 421 and encodes 120 amino acids. Gene Ontology annotation, biological process: G protein-coupled receptor signaling pathway; negative regulation of appetite; positive regulation of MAPK cascade. The record is from RefSeq and is a predicted model, not a curated record. Gene Ontology annotation, molecular function: neuropeptide hormone activity.